AUGCCCGCAAACAACGAUCUUGUCCUCAUCACUGGCGUUUCAGGCCAUGUUGGCUUUGCGGUCCUCCGUGAGGCUUUGGCAAAGGGCUAUCGUGUCCGCGCUGCCGUUCGAAGUGAGGCCAAAGCGAAAUUGGUCGGGGAGAACUAUGCUUUGAGAGGCCUGAAGACUGUACAAUCUGUCCCUCCAUUCCCAUUCGCAAAUCUCAGCGACUCAACAGUUUCCAGGACAACAACCUGGACUUCCUCAUCAUCCCGGACUUCCUCAUUCCAGGAGCCUUCGACACCGCCGUCCAAGAUUGCACCUACAUCAUCCACGUCGCCUCCCCACAAGCCAUCAAAGGCGACUUCGAAUCCGCCAACCUCGACGCCGAAGUCGUCCAACCAGCCGUCCAAGCCACCCUCGGACUCCUCGAAAGCGCCGCCAAAACCCCCACCGUCAAACGCAUCGUAAUCACCAGUUCCGGCGCAGCCAUCACUCCCCCGACCGCCUGGCUCAACACUUCCGGAUCCAGCUGCACCAGCGACACGCGCCUCCCGGAAUUCGACCCGCCGUACGAGAAUCGCCUAAUGGCGUACGUCGCAUCGAAAGUCGCAGCCUUGAACCGCGCCGAACGCUGGAUCGAAGCCCAAAACCCCGCCUUUGACGCCGUCCAUCUCUUCCCCUCGAUGGUCUUCGGCUGGGACCCCCUGACGCAGACCGAAGCGGACCUGCAAGGCUGCACGAACCGCUUCAUCGUCAACCACGCGCGCGGACAUAACGACGCGCACCUCCCGACGCGCAGCAACAAUUACUGCCUCCUGGAGCAGGUCGCGCGCGUGCACGUGCAAGCGUUGGAUUUGCUCCAAGUGCCGGGCAAUCAGGGCUAUCUGAUCACGAGCGACGGGGACGAUGGCAUGGAAUAUAACGAUAUCGAUGCCCUUGUGCGGAAACAUUUCCCCGAGCAGGUGGAAGGGGGGGUUUUCCGGCAGGGGGCGGGCAUGCAGACUGUGCGGUUGCGGGUGGAUAAUAGGAAGACGGAAGAGCUGUUUGGCUUUCGGCAUGCGGGGUUUGAGGCGUGUGUGGUUGAUACGCUCAAGGGGUAUUUGACGUGGAAGAAGGGUGGUGGGUGA
Lecanosticta acicola is the source of this 1109-nucleotide messenger RNA. Lineage: Eukaryota; Fungi; Ascomycota; Dothideomycetes; Mycosphaerellales; Mycosphaerellaceae. The record is from the annotation of a GenBank genome assembly.